This is a messenger RNA of Prorocentrum cordatum, 12456 nucleotides long. NCBI's taxonomy places the organism in Eukaryota, Dinophyceae, Prorocentrales, Prorocentraceae. The record is from the annotation of a GenBank genome assembly.
AUGGCGCUCUCGGUGGACAGGCCAGAGAAGCGCCGCAGGCUCGUGGGGAAGCAGAGCCAGCAGACGGCGCUCCUCGAGCACGUCGUCGGCGAGGAGAACAGGAACGCCUCGCGGGAGGUCUACUUGGUGACUCUGCCGCACACGGACAAGGAGGGUCUCAGAGCGCCAGCGGCUUUCUCGCGGGAGGAGGUCCGCGACGCUUUCCUGGAUUGCUGCGGCGCUCCGGACGCCGACCCCGCGUGGCUCGCAAGCCACCGCGGGCAGGGGGCCGCGCCCGUCGGGGUCAAGAAGCUGGUGGUAUUCAAAGAAUACCACGCGCCAGUGGCAGGCGUCCGGCGGGCGCACUACCACGUGGCCUUGCACCUGGGCAAGAAGAGCAAGUUCCUGACCGUGAAGCGGGCCUUGCUCAACAGGUACCAACUCGCCUCUCACUGGUCCUGCAGCCACGACGGGCACUGGUCGGCCGUCGGGUACUGCGCGAACGCGACGCCCAAGAAGCCGCGGAGCGCCCUGGACGUUGACUACUUGGCUUGGCCCGCGGACCACCCGCCGCUGUCCGCGGCGAAGAGGGAGCCGACGACCGCCCGCGCCUUGGAGAAGCGCAGGACCGCGCGGGAGCAGGUCGAGGGCGAGAAGGGGAAGCCAGAGCCUCGCGUCGAGGAAGUGGACCUGUGGCCGAUAGUGGUCAGGUCUGGGAUCCGGAAUACUCCGGACGACCCCCACGCAGUGCGCAAGUUGAUGGCGUACGCUAAGACGUCCUGCUCGCACAAGGUGGUUGCCUGGAUGUUCAAGAACGAGCACGUGCUGGAGAAGAUCAUCGACAAGGCCUGGGCGUGGGAGAACGUGGACAGCUUCCUCGAAGACGCGACGAAACCCGUCAUGCAACAGUUCAAGGAGGCCUUGCGGACGCCUUGCGUUUGCGGCGGCCGCUGGUUGCACCACGUCCGCGAAAGCCUGUCGAUGAAUCGCAUCGACGUCCCCGACCUGUGCAGCAGCAUCUUGAUGUCCCUGAAGCACGGUCGGUCCGAGGCGGCCCCGGUGGUCACCUUGGCUGGGCGCUUCGGCGGAGAGGGGAAGUCUCUUCUCUUCUCGGCGGUUCGGCCGCUGUUCGGCGGUGAGCACGUGCAGGAGAGGCCAGGCGGGGGGCAGUUUUGCCUCCACGGCUUGGACAAGGCCAAGGCCGCGGUGCUGGACGAGUGGAUGUUCAUCGAUGAGGACCUCCCCCUGUCCAUCCAGCUCCUGUGGCUGGAGGGCAAGCCCGUGCCCAUCACCAUGCCCCAGAACCAGCACGUCGGGCACAAGGUGUACAUGGGGUCCGCCCCGAUUUUUGUCACCUGCCCCGAGACGGCGCUGGCGGGCCUCUCGUCCGAGUCGUCGCAGCGCCCGCAGGGGCAGGCUGGCAUGCUGCUCCGGCGGCUGAAACUGUACUUAUUCACUGUGCCGAUUCCCAAGCCGCCGGCCCCGAAGCUAGCCCUCUCGGGCGAGGUCUACGACAGAGGCCGAAUGUCAGACGGCUGUGGGGACAGCCAGGGCGAGGAAGAUUCGGAUGCUUGGGGCGCAGAGUUCGCCGCUCUCUGCGGCGACAACGGCGCCGACGGUCUUUCCGAUGGUCUCGGCGGGGCGACGGCACUGGAUCAGUCAGCACUGAUGUUGGUAGCGUCGGGGAUGCCGCCGCCCGAGCCUUCGCGCGGCGGUCCGCCGCCGCGCUCGGCGAAGCGCCGUCUGAGCGCAUCAGCGUUGGACACGCUUGAGUCGAUCGAGCUCCCCGCGGAGGCGCCAGCCCCAGCGACGAUGUCGCGCCAGCAGGCCGCCGCCACCGCUCGAGCUGCCAAGAACUCAGGCAUGGCGGAUCAGAUGGUUGUUGCUGCUCGCAGCCACGUUUUCCUUCAGCAUUUGGAGCGUGCGCUGGCAUCUAUUUCGCGUUCGAGGAACACGAUGUCCAAGAUUCUCCAGUCCGAGUCUGUGUAUGCAUACCGAUUCAGCGGCGGAUGCAAGGAUAUUAUCAGUAUCAUUGGCUACAGCGUGAACCCGCUGCAGUUGUUGGACCGCACUACUGGUGAGUGCUUGCGGGCGGCGUGGAGGCAUCGAACGUCCAUGGUCCAUGGCAGCCAGGUGAGGUUCAAGCACCACACGCGGAGCACCUGUGCUGACGGCGCUGGCAGCAACGAUCGUUCAGAGCGUGCAGUUGUUUCAGAUCUUGGUCUCGGUUGGGAACGCCUCCACUUCCGAUGCGACAUCCACGCCGCCGUCAACAAUUGCCAUGACUCGUUAGCGACUUGCGACGACCUCUUUGCGUCGCAGAGGCGGUGGGCGUCGAGCAUCAAUUUCGGUACUGGCCUCACUAUGUAUGGGGAGGCAUUGGAGGAACUUGUUUUCGAGAGGCUCGACGUUCGGUACGGGAACCCACCAAUAGAGCACACGGCCUACCGCAAUUACGUCACCAACAUCUGCUUGCAGAACUCACCGCGCCAGGUCGAGCUUCUCCUUGCGUGCAGGACGCUUCCAAAUGGGAAUUGGAGAAACCAUGAGAAGGUCGAGGUGUAUGUCCCGCUUGGGACCGCUGUUGACCGCCAGGCGAUUGCCGCUGCCGUGGCGUGGAGCUUGAAGCGCGGAGACUACGGCGAUGUCCACGGCGGCGAGGCCCAGGGCGACGGAGCCGAGCCGACGGACAAUGCAGACGUAGAGAAAGCACGCAGAGAGCAGAACAACCAAGACAUCACGAUCGGCCUGGCGCUGUGCGAGUCGAAUCCGACCACCAAGACCUUGAUCACGAUCCAGGUCGCUCUUGCCCACGAGGCGUACCUAGACGCGCUGUUGGACCAGGGCUCCGUGGAGUGGGAGACGGCCCAGCGCGCGUCGCAAGCGCGCGCGUUGCUGGCUACGUCUGCGGUGGAUCGUCACCGUGCCCGCAGGCGCUUCGAGUUGCUCGAGGCUGCCAGGGGCGGGGCCGACGAUGUGCUCGUGAACGACCUCGUGGACAUGAUGAACUCCGAGGUGCACUGGGGCGCGUUGGUUGGCGACUCCGAUAGGACUAUGAAGUUGCGUGCGUUCACGUUCAAGCUUAUAUCUGGGAGCCUGUGCACGGUAGAGAGGACGGCGAAGUUGCGCCAUAAGGUCGAGCCCGUUGCAACGUUCAAGUGUUUGUUGAGUGACGCCGACGCCGAUGAGAUCAAUAACAAGCCGCCGUGUUUGCACGAUCCCUGGAGCAAGAGGUUCGUGGACACGUUUGGGGGCGCGCUCUUAGGCUUGCGCAGUGCUGAGGCGCAAGCCGCAUUGCGCUUCCAACUCAGGCUCGCAAAGCGCCACAUGGCGAAGAUCGAGUGCUGGCACGCUGCCCUUCGGAGAUGCCUACGCAUGCGUGGGGUUCAAUGUUCUGGGCUGGCCUUUGCCGAACUGAAUGCUGAAGCUGUCUGCGACCGUGUCCACGCCCGCGGGGCCAACAAUGCGAUUGUGAAGGUGAUGGACACCAUGGCAUCCGACAGGUUGCGCGACGGUUCCGUAGAGGCCGACGGCGUCCAAGUCGAGCCGAGGGAGCGUUGGUUUUCUGGCGCGUGGCACGCUUACGUUCGCUACCAGACGUUCGGGACUGAGGGGAGGCCGAACUUCGCGGACCUUGCCGUGACCUACAACGCGCUCGGGCCAGACGAGAAGCAGUUCUAUGUCAACAUGGCGAAGGGCGCUCACGAACAGGUGGGACAUCUGCGGCCAGGCGAGGGCAUAUUUGGUUAUUCUUCGAGGCAGCUUCGGUCUCAGCAGAAGCAGGCAGCAAAUGCAGCAUUUGCGAGGCGGUGUGCGGCUGGUCAACACGAUGGCGCAGAUCGAGCGCCCACAUCUCGGCGGCGGGCUGCAUUUGGAGCAGUAUCUUCGGUCAUUGCCCGCCAGAACAAUCGGAGCCUGUACGAGCUGGUGGUGGUGGCGAAGUCGGAGCAGCGGCGCCUGAUGCAGGAGGCUGGCAGGUGUCGAGCUGCAGACCAGAAGGUGCUGAGGGAGUGGGCCAAGGUCCAGGGCGUGGCUCUGCUGAAUGAGACCGUGGCAAAGAAUCCAGUGUUGCAGCCUUUCAAGGAGUUCUUGUAUCCCGUGCCUGAUUUGGAUGACAUCGUAUUCGAGUUGAUCCCGACGGCGGCAGCUGCGGUCAAGGUCGCCUUGGCUGCAGACAUCGCCACGCGCGCGAACGUGAAGCAAGCCAUGCUGGCGGACUUCGACUCCAUGUCCACGCCCGUCCUCCACGAGCUGUCGGAGCCCAUCGCGCCUGACAGAAAGAAGGUCGGCCCGCCGCCGUGCCACGAGGUGGGCAUCUGCUUGUGCGAGGGCGACGGCAUACUCACGUGGAAAAUGAGAAACCGAUACUUGGCGCAGCUGAAGGUGAUGUGCAAGCCUGAACAUGUGAAGCAACUACUGCGGCAACACUCACUCGUCGUUCGGUUCGGCGGGCGUCGGAAGCAGCUAUUCGACGAUAUGGGCGGCGAUUGGGGUGCCGAGUUCACUGACGUUCUCUGCGGUGAUACUGGCGCACUUGAUAUCGACCUGUGGUUCCACAUCGGGGCGCACUCCAUGAGCCCGUACCGCUCGACCUUCUUGACGUUGGAGAUCGCCGAUGGCACCGAGAGGGCCCAGGUGGUGGAUGGCGAGAUCAUGCUUGAGGCGACCAACCUGGUGUAUUUCGAUUACUACAUGUUCCGAGCGCUGGACCCAUCCCUGGAGUGGUCUAUGCAGCUGUACGGGAUCAUUGAGGACCCUGUGCAUAUCGGGACGUUCUGCCCAGGGGACGUGUCGGUGCGUGAGCUUGAUGAAUGCAGGGGUGCCUUGACUUUCUGGACGCCGCCGCCUGCGCCCAAGCGCGGAGGCGGUCGACGCCCGACGGUCGUCGACGAGCCGCCCGAGCCCGACGAGGCAUACCACGGCGUAUUGGAGGAUGGCGACGCCGAUCCCGAGAGCGAGGUGGAGCCCGUCGAGUCCGACGCCGACGACGUCCAGGGCCGCCCCAUCGGCCUCAUGGCCGCGUGGCUCGUCGCCGAAGGGUGCGACUGCAAGGCCGCGCACCAGGAUGCUUUUUUCGUUGCGGGCAUCAGCAGGGCGCAACGCUGCGUUGUUCGGGAGCGCUUGAAAGCACUCCGCAACGGCGAGCUGCUCGCUAGCAAGGAGCGGCCCCUCCGCCCUGACGAGGGCGAGGAGCCCGCAGGCGCUGAGGCCCUGCGCGACCGCCGCCAGACCGCUCAGGCCACCUGCCAGGGCCCCUCAGGCCGCGGACACGGCAAGCGCAAGGGCAACGGGGGCGGCAACGCGGGCAAGGCGAAGAGCGCGGCCAGCCCCAAGAGGGCGACGCACGCCACGCCCGCUGGCCAGUGCGCGUGGAGCAGGGCCAAGUUCACCGAGGCGCAGCAGCGUUUGGAGAUAGUCGAGAAGCGCGCCGACGCCAUGGAGUGCGACCUUGGUGCUUUGAGGUCCGAGCUCAAAAAGCUAGCCGAUCGCCACUCCGAGUCGAACGUGCAGAAAGGCACCCUGACCGACGGCGGCGACUACACGACGGCACCACGACACGACGCCAACGGCGAGAACGACUACGAGUGGGACCGCUUGACCACUGCGUAUUCCGAAGACGAGUUCUUACAGGGCGACCAUGAGUACGACCACAACCUCGGGUUCACGCCCAACACGGUCCCGUGCCCGAAGACCCUGCCGCCGAUUUACCGCCGCGCGAUCCCGCUGCCCGACAUCGAGCCGAGCCACAUCAGGCGCAGUCGCAUCGAACUUCCCGAUGCCGCCCGUGUGGGCGGCGGCCCUGGUGGUGUCAAGAUCCCGCUCGAGGUCGGCCACUCUUACUUCAGCCACAGCUACGUUGGAGCGGAGCCGAUUCCCCCGUCAGAGUACUGGCCCCGCAUCGAUUUGCUCAUUGUCAGGCCGAGUGUGAUUCUGCCGAUUCGCCAGCCGUUCGGGGCUGACGGCAAUGAUAAGGCUGCCCCCGAGAGCGUUCACGUGCAGUCGACGUCGGACUCGCACUGCCAGUGUAACAUAGGCCGUCUUGUGGAGCUGGAGGCUGACGAUGACAAGGGCGCAGCUGGGGAGGAGAACCCGCAGAUCCAGAUCGCUGGUGGCGAUGGCAACCCCGUGGCCGUCACGCGCAGCAUCGCCGAGCUCUACAUCCGCGUCUUCUCGCACAUGCCGAUCAACGAGGUCAUCGCCCGCAAGAACAGCAGGGCUGCCCAGGACAGCACAUUCAGACAGCAAGUCCAAGAGGCGGAGGCGGCUUGGGCCAGCCGCGCCAACCGCACCUCGCUCGACACGGUCAGCCAGAUGGGGCAGGGGGACAACGUCUCGGUCGGUUUCGGCAGCAUGGUCAAGGUGAAGCGCAAGGUUGCCAUCUUGAACAGGCUUGAGUUCAAGUACCACCAUGACGGCCAGGAGCCGUUGCAGCGCUUGGUGCGCCACCACCCGACGAUGAUGCUGCCUGUUCGUGGUGCGACUUCUGGUGAACAGGAAAAGGUAUGGUUGUUUGAAGUAUUUCCUGGCGCACGCCGCACAAUGAGCUUCACCACCUUCCACAAGGUUACCGCUGGCUCGACCCCUGUGCGGCCAGAAGACGUCUUCUACCUUGGUCAGGUGGCGGACUUUUACAACAAGGGGCUUGCCGACCAGAAUGCUGAGUUCGACUUCGACGUGGUGGGCAAGGACCUUCCAACCAUCAACGACACCAGAGAGAAAUACGGCUUGCCCCCGAUCGACCCGCACCAGGCGGUUGGCAGCCACGACGCCCCCGCCGCUGAGUUUGAUGAGGCAGCGCCGCCUGCCGCAGCGGCGCAUGCAGGUGGCGGCCUUGUUGAGCGCCUCGAGGCGGCGAUUGGCGGCGGCGGCGGUGCGCUCGACGCCUCCCUGGCCCUGGCCCCCGUGAUCCAGUUGCCGUCCGCUUUCGGCAAGGGCGCGGAUGCUGCUGGGGGUGCCAACAAGCGGAGGCGCGUGCAGAAGAUGCCUGCAGCCCCUCUGGAGGCGUCGCCUGGCAGCGCAGGUGACAUUGCCAUCUUGGAUGACGUUGCAUCGGUCGCGGGGUCUACUCAGGUCGGCAAUGUCAGUGCGACGGGCAGCGUGAGUGAUAUGCGCCAGGGCCCGUACAAGCACAUAUCGAACCUGAAUUGCGAGGCUGAGAUGCUGCAGGGGAACUUGGGGAACUUGCUGUCUCACGCCCAGAAGUGGGUGCGUGAAAAUUCUGAGAACGCCGCAAAGUGGGGCAACGGGAUGUCUGACUUGAAGUCCAGGAUCGCGAAGUUUGAGAUGGCACACAUCGUAUCAGUUCGGCAUCAGGACAGCUUCACGGACGCCGAGGUGGCGAAGGCAGUCAGGUACAUGAUCCACUUUGACGGGAAGCUGCCACCCGCUGUCAACCUCAAACUUUGCAUGAGGGCUGCGAAGAAGUCGAUGGGCCACGUACGGGAUGCAGCUACCUUCAGCACGUUCUUCGGCGAUUGUUUGCCCUUCGACCCCAGCUGCGACGACGAGUUCGACAGCGAUUCGCCGCGGCUGUGCGCUCUGGACGUGGAGGCGGCUGUCAAGACCCACUCGUUCAUGACGUCGUUCAUGGACAGUUGGCUUUGCCCUAUCUUGCAGCAAGGGGACGAGUCGCGUCAGCUUUUCUCUGCCGCUUUGUCAGCGGCCCGCGAGAGGGUCGCCCUCGUUGUUGCUGAGGAUAUGCCCGACGAGUACAUGCGGUUCUUCUGUUCCUUGUCGGAGGCAUUCGACGCGCUGGCUUUUCUUACGGGCGACGCAUCUGCCAUGACAUUGGACGACAUUUCUGAGAAGGUCAAGGUCCACGUCGCCCUCUUGAGCGAUCAGAAGUCCACCGACCCGAUCGUGUCAAGGAUCGUGAGGCCCAUCAGCGCGACACCCGUCUACAUGGACUUGCUGUCCGACUUAUCCAAGGCGUCGCAGGGGAUGCAGUCCAUGGGCCGCCAGUUAGCAUACCUACAUUCGGCGCUGACGGCCGACGACCUCACGACCCUCAGUUCGACCGAGGAAUGGCGUAAGGUGCUCGAGUGCCACGGGAACAUCGCCAAAGACAUGUUGGCUAUGGUGGAUGCCCUUGGCUCGAUGUUCGGAGACGGCUUGAAGGGUCGGGCCCUCAUGAAAGCAGAGGUUGUCGUCAAGAGAUUUCUGGAUCGCGCUCAUCGCGACGCUGCUUCGGAGGUAGAGGCGGAAGCGUUCAGCAAGAUGGUGUCGUAUCAGCGUCUCGUGUGGCACGACUUGCCGUGCUUCCUCGACGCGGAGUCCGAAGCCGCCGACCUGAUCGUCUCUCUGAGGUCACAAGCAACGGUCGCCAGCUUCGCUAUCGCAGUCCAGGCUGCUGCCGAUGCGACCGACCUCACUCAGGAGAUCAUGGAGACCGCGCAGCGCGGCAUGGAGCAGGUCAGGGGCUCGGUCGCCGUCAGCGAGACCGUGCAGCAUCACUUGGAGACGCUGGCCGCCAGGUGCAUCAAAAUAGCUAUCGACGUGUCCGUUCACAGCGAGGCGAUGCGCACUGCGGCUUUGAACGCGCUCGCUGCCGCCCUGGACAUCAUGCCCCAGAGCGUCAUCCACAAGGGUGUGGUGGACGUCCUCAGGCAGCACAAUGCGUUGGCAGUUCGCCUGGCGGAGUUCAAGGCGAAGCACGCCGCGGGCGACGGCAACGGCAUAGAUCUCGACGCCGCGUACCAGUGCGACGGCCUCUCAGGGCUGAAGGGGUGCACCACCGCGCUGUCCUCGCUCAUGCAGAAGGAUUCGUUCCCCGACGUCGUAGGUGAUGCCGCCUUGGUGGACAUGGCGGUGGUGCAGUGUACCGUCGCGCGCACGCUUGUCGACGAGGUUGCCAACUACGGCCUCAAGGCCCUCGUGCUGAAGUACCAGAGCGGCAUCCUGGCGGAGCUGGACGGACUCAAGGGCGGCCUGAAGAACGGCGCCGACUGGGUGGACGGGCUGUCCGCGUCAGGUGCCACGGAGAAGUGGGACAAGAUCAAGAGCGUGGGGGUGGCCACUUUGCUGGCCGACGGCGUCGCCGUUGGCCUCCGCAAGAAGGUCGCGGCAGCCGUGGAGGAGGCGCGCCGCAUCGCCGAGUGGGCCAAGAAGUACGAGCUGCAAGUCGAGGGCACGGUCCUCAGUGAAGGCAAGCAGCUCGCUGCCACGUGCAUUCUGGUCUGGGCGUCCGCCUUCCUUCUGAAGGCAUUUUCGGAGCAGGUCGACAAGGUGGCCUUGCGCAAGGCUGCGAUGGCGGUGCAGUCGGAGCUGGCGAAGUUCAACAAGGGGCUCGGCGACAUCGUGCCAUCGGUGUUGUCCAAGAAGGCCAGCGACGCGCUGGUCUUCAAGGCGGAGAUAGGCGGCGAGAUGCUCGACGCCCGUGGGAUCGUCGACCGCGUUGCCCCGCCUGGCGCCUGGAGCCUGGAGGCUUUCAGGAAAGCAGCUGGCGAGGCAGCCAACAAGGCAGCCAACGAAGCAGCCUAUGAGGCACCCAGCGAGGCGGCCAACGAGGCCUCCGACGAGGCAGCCCGCGGGGCAGCCAAAAAAACAGCCGUCGAGGCAACUGGCGAAGCAGCCAGCGAGGCGGCCAACGAGGUAGCCCACGAGGCACGAGGCAGCCAACGAGGUAGCCCACGAGGCAGCCAGCCAGGCAGCGAGGCGGUCGACAGGGCAGCCAGCAAGGCAACCAACGAGGCCACCGACACAGCACCCGGCAAGGCAACCAACGAGGCAGCCAACGAGACAACCAACGAGGCAGCCAACGAGACAGCCAACAAAGCAGCCAACGAGGCAGCCAUCGAGGCAGCCAGCAAGGCAGCCAACAGGCAGCCGAGCAGGCAGGCCACCAGGAACCAGCACGUCGCAAUGCGCCGCUUGCAUGACAGCGGCAUGGGCGUCAAGAGGAUCGCCGCGGCCUUGAGCCGCUCCACGGACACCGUCUCGAAGCAUUUGUUCAAAAAGAACACGACCAAGAAGUCCAAGGGCCGCCCGAAGCAUUCCAUCCGCACCCCCAAAGGGUUUCUCGCUGCCCAGCGCGCUUACAAGAAGCUUCUGAAGUCCUCGGGCGGCACAAAGGAAGUGACGGCAGCCAUGCUGAAGUCCGAGAUGAAGUUGACAUGCGACAUCAAGACAGUGCGCCGCGCGUUUGCUGAGAAUGGCUACCAGUUCCGCCCGCUGUACGAGAAGCCUGACCUUUCUGAUGGGGACAAGAAGGAGCGCCUGCAGUGGGCCCGCGAGCACAAGCACCGGAGCCCCAGCCAGUGGUCACAGUACGUCCACGCGUGCAUGGACAACAAGGUGUUCCAGGUGCUGCCCAAUGCGAAGUACAGGAAGGUGGCGGCAAAGCGCAAGGUUCGCGGGGUGUACAGGAAGCGCAAGCGGGACUUCUCCGUGGGCCACGUCAAGCCGAGCAACCCUAAGGUUCUCGGGCUGGCGCAAAUCGGAGACCGCGCCGCGGCCACUCAGCGCCAGGUUCUGAAGCAGAGUUCGGGCAAGGGCUCCGUGACCAUCGCGUGCGCCAUCGGCGCGGGCAAGGUGUUGAUGUGGCACCAGGUGGUCGGCAGGUGGAACGCCGCAGCCGCGGGGCGAAUGUACUCGGGGGCGCUCCAGCCCGCUUUGAAGAGGGCCUACCCUUCCGUGCGCGGCAAGUUCCGCGUCAUGGAAGACAACGACCCCACGGGCUACAAAUCUCGCUCGGGCAUGGCGGCGAAGAAGUCCGCUGGCAUCCAGACGUUGGACUUGCCGAAGCGGUCCCCUGAUCUGAUGCCGCUUGAUUUCGCCUUCUGGGCCAAUCUGAACAAGCGCAUGAGGGGGCAGGAGAAGGACUGGCCCGCGAGCAAGACGGAGACGCGGGCGCAGUACCUGGCCCGGCUGCGCCGCACGGCGUUGGCGACGCCUUCUGAGUGCAUCCACAGCAUCAUGGGCAGCCUGCACAAGCGCUGCGGCUUGUUGGUCGAGGCGAAGGGCGGCCACUUCGCCGAGGGCGGUGGGCCAGAGAAGCGCCGCAGGCUCGUGGGGAAGCAGAGCCAGCAGACGGCGCUCCUCGAGCACGUCGUCGGCGAGGAGAACAGGAACGCCUCGCGGGAGGUCUACUUGGUGACUCUGCCGCACACGGACAAGGAGGGUCUCAGAGCGCCAGCGGCUUUCUCGCGGGAGGAGGUCCGCGACGCUUUCCUGGAUUGCUGCGGCGCUCCGGACGCCGACCCCGCGUGGCUCGCAAGCCACCGCGGGCAGGGGGCCGCGCCCGUCGGGGUCAAGAAGCUGGUGGUAUUCAAAGAAUACCACGCGCCAGUGGCAGGCGUCCGGCGGGCGCACUACCACGUGGCCUUGCACCUGGGCAAGAAGAGCAAGUUCCUGACCGUGAAGCGGGCCUUGCUCAACAGGUACCAACUCGCCUCUCACUGGUCCUGCAGCCACGACGGGCACUGGUCGGCCGUCGGGUACUGCGCGAACGCGACGCCCAAGAAGCCGCGGAGCGCCCUGGACGUUGACUACUUGGCUUGGCCCGCGGACCACCCGCCGCUGUCCGCGGCGAAGAGGGAGCCGACGACCGCCCGCGCUUUGGAGAAGCGCAGGACCGCGCGGGAGCAGGUCGAGGGCGAGAAGGGGAAGCCAGAGCCUCGCGUCGAGGAAGUGGACCUGUGGCCGAUAGUGGUCAGGUCUGGGAUCCGGAAUACUCCGGACGACCCCCACGCAGUGCGCAAGUUGAUGGCGUACGCUAAGACGUCCUGCUCGCACAAGGUGGUUGCCUGGAUGUUCAAGAACGAGCACGUGCUGGAGAAGAUCAUCGACAAGGCCUGGGCGUGGGAGAACGUGGACAGCUUCCUCGAAGACGCGACGAAACCCGUCAUGCAACAGUUCAAGGAGGCCUUGCGGACGCCUUGCGUUUGCGGCGGCCGCUGGUUGCACCACGUCCGCGAAAGCCUGUCGAUGAAUCGCAUCGACGUCCCCGACCUGUGCAGCAGCAUCUUGAUGUCCCUGAAGCACGGUCGGUCCGAGGCGGCCCCGGUGGUCACCUUGGCUGGGCGCUUCGGCGGAGAGGGGAAGUCUCUUCUCUUCUCGGCGGUUCGGCCGCUGUUCGGCGGUGAGCACGUGCAGGAGAGGCCAGGCGGGGGGCAGUUUUGCCUCCACGGCUUGGACAAGGCCAAGGCCGCGGUGCUGGACGAGUGGAUGUUCAUCGAUGAGGACCUCCCCCUGUCCAUCCAGCUCCUGUGGCUGGAGGGCAAGCCCGUGCCCAUCACCAUGCCCCAGAACCAGCACGUCGGGCACAAGGUGUACGUGGGGUCCGCCCCGAUUUUUGUCACCUGCCCCGAGACGGCGCUGGCGGGCCUCUCGUCCGAGUCGUCGCAGCGCCCGCAGGGGCAGGCUGGCAUGCUGCUCCGGCGGCUGAAACUGUACUUAUUCACUGUGCCGAUUCCCAAGCCGCCGGCCCCGAAGCUAGUGCCGUGCCCGCGCUGUUUCUCGACCCUCGUAACAAGCGAG